CCGUGACUUCAGGAAAUAGCACGCUGACCCCCCGCCUCCCCCUAUUGUUGAUCCACCCUGCCGGGAACAGCCAACCGUUCUGACCGAAACGUUUAUCGAAGUUGCGGAAUCCUUUUGUAUUCCAACAUUUAUCGCCACUCGUAUGCUGUGACUUUCAAUAGUUUAGCAAACAUCCAUAAAAGUAUCGAAGCUAUAACUCUCGAGGGAGUGACGUUGGUUGGGAAAGAGGAAACUUUUUAAUCCCUGGACGAAUUCCCGAUUGCAUUCCACCAUUUUGAGGCGUUUUUUUUUAGCUGGAAAAGUUUUCAAGUGUAUUGUCUUUCGAUACGGAGUGAACAUGACAGCCAUAAACACGGCCAACAUAAACUUCAAAUGGGAUCCAAAGAGCCUGGAGAUCCGUACCCUGGCUGUGGAGAGGCUGYUGGAGCCCUUGGUCACACAGGUCACGACCCUGGUGAACUCCAGCAACAAGGGUCCGUCCAAUAAGAAGAAGGGUCGCUCUAAGAAGGCCCAUGUAUUGGCUGCCUCGGUGGAAACCGCUACGUUGAACUUCCUGGAUAAAGGAGAGAAGAUCGCCAAGGAGAGCCAGUUUCUCAAGGACGAGCUCACUGCUGCUGUGGAGGAUGUGCGAAAGCAAGGUGAAUCCAUGAAGCAGGCGUCAGCAGAGUUUGCGGAGGACCCCUGUUCCUCGGUAAAGAGGGGUAACAUGGUCCGUGCUGCCAGGGCCCUCCUCUCUGCUGUCACUCACCUGCUGGUGCUGGCUGACAUGUCUGAUGUCUACAAGCUGCUGCUGCAGCUCAAACUGGUGGAGGAGAACCUGGUGAAGGUGCGUAAUGCUGGAACAGAGCAGGACCUGGGCAUACAGUACAAGGCCCUGAAACCAGAGGUGGACAAACUCAACAUGAUGGCUGCCAAGAGACAGCAGGAGUUGAAGGAUGUGCACCAUAAGGAUCAGAUGGCAGCUGCCCGCGGUGUUCUCCAGAGGAACAUCCCCAUGCUCUACACCGCCUCCCGCGCCUGCCUUCAACACCCGGACGUGGCCGCAUACAAGGCGAACCGUGACCUGAUCUACAAGCAGCUUCAGCAUGCCGUCUCAGGCAUCUCUAAUGCUGCCCAGGCUACCGCCUCCGACGAUGCUGCCUUCAACCACCCUCCCGGGGGAGGAGAGCUGGCCUACGCUCUCAACAACUUUGAUAAGCAGAUCAUCGUGGACCCCCUGGCGUUUAGCGAAGAGCGUUUCCGCCCGUCUCUGGAGGAGCGCUUGGAGAGCAUCAUCAGUGGCGCCGCCCUCAUGGCCGACUCGUCCUGCACCCGUGAUGACCGGCGCGAGCGCAUCGUGGCCGAGUGCAACUCUGUCCGUCAGGCUCUGCAGGACCUGCUGUCCGAGUACAUGGGCAAUGUAAGUGUCAUCUCUUUCUCUUUCUGCUACUAACCCAGCUUAUGGACA
Molecule: messenger RNA, 1447 nt
Organism: Salvelinus sp. IW2-2015
Lineage: Eukaryota; Metazoa; Chordata; Actinopteri; Salmoniformes; Salmonidae
Product: catenin alpha-1
Biological process (GO): cell-cell adhesion; cell migration
Cellular component (GO): adherens junction; actin cytoskeleton; catenin complex
Molecular function (GO): actin filament binding; beta-catenin binding; structural molecule activity
Source: RefSeq, a predicted model, not a curated record